GAAGGGUUUGAGAUUGGAGCCUACCAAGGUAAAACAUGCGAGUUUCUGUGUCUCUUCUUACCUCGAGAUCAGUCGGCUUCUGCUUGUCUAGCACUAGCAGCAUCGGCACACGGCAACAGAAAAGGCGACGGCAAGGCCGCUUGAGACUUCGAUUAUCAAAAAUCUGGCCCUUCGUAUUCGUAGUUGCAUUUGAGAGAGGUGUUGAAUGGAUCAGAAAUUUUAGGAAUGGCAGUGGACAAAGAAACCCAACUCUCAGAAAUUGAGGACGAAGACGAACUUGACGAAGAACCUGGCGAGGUGAUCGAAUCACCACCCCCUCUCAAGGUAGGAGAGGAGAGGGAAAUUAGAAGCUCUGGGUUGAAGAAGAAGCUCCUCCAUGCCGGUCAUGGAUGGGAAACUCCCAAUUUCGGUGACGAAGUUACUGUUCACUACGUAGGUACUUUACUUGAUGGAACCAAGUUCGAUUCCAGCAGAGAGAGAGAGGACCCUUUCACUUUUAAGCUUGGUCAUGGGCAAAUUGCGUCUGAGUUGGAUCAUGGCAUCAUUACUAUGAAAAAAGGAGAAGUGGCAUUGUUCACAAUAGCUUCUGAUUUGGGUUUUGGAGCCACCGGUGCCAAGGGUGUACCCUCCAGUUCUGUUAUCCAAUUCGAGGUAGAACUCAUAUCUUGGAUCACAGUGGUGGACAUCUGCAAGGAUGGCGGAAUUAUCAAGAAAAUUUUGAAGAAAGGGGAGAGAAAUGAGCAACCCGGCGACUUGGAUGAGGUUAUGGUGAAGUAUGAGGUGGGGCUUGCUGAUGGAACAAUUGUUGCUAAAACGCCUGAAGAAGGACUCGAGUUUUAUGUGAAAGAUGGUCAUUUCUGUCCAGCAUUGGUGAAGGCACUCAAGACCAUGAAAAAAGGAGAGAAGGCCAAUUUAAUGGUUCAAUCACUGUAUGCCUUUGGGGAGCAGGGAAAAGAUGAUAAAGAUGGAUUUCCUGCCAUACCCUCAAAUGCUGUGUUAAGCAUUGAUCUUGAGUUGUUAUCUUUCAAUCCUGUUGUUGACAUUACUGGUGAUGCCAAGGUUUUGAAAAAGAUUUUGAAGGAGGGAGAAGGCACUAUGACAGCAAAUGAAGGGGCAGCUGUGACUGUUAAAUAUACUGCUAGGCUGGGAGAUGGAACCACAUUUGAGAGAAAAGGCUUUGACAGAGUGGGGCCAUUGGAAUUUUUAUUAGACGAAGAACAAGUGAUUCCUGGGUUAGACAGGGCAGCAGCAACAAUGAGGAAGGGUGAACUGUGCAUUGUGACAAUAAAUCCUGAAUAUGGAUUUGGAAGUGUUGAAGUUAAACGGGACCUUGCUGUUGUUCCUCCAUCUUCAACUAUAUUUUAUGAAGUAGAAAUGCUAGACUUUAUUAAGGAGAAAACACCUUGGGAGAUGAGUAACACUCAGAAAAUUGAGGUGGCUGGGAAGAAGAAAGUGGAGGGCAACAUAUUGUUUAAGAGUGGGAAGCAUCAAAGAGCAGCAAGCAGAUAUGAGAAGGUAAUGCAAAUCAGUUGACUGAAGUAUAAGUAU
Molecule: messenger RNA, 1548 nt
Organism: Macadamia integrifolia
Lineage: Eukaryota; Viridiplantae; Streptophyta; Magnoliopsida; Proteales; Proteaceae
Product: 70 kDa peptidyl-prolyl isomerase-like
Exons: 9
Coding region: 226-1533 (435 amino acids)
Biological process (GO): protein peptidyl-prolyl isomerization
Cellular component (GO): cytoplasm
Molecular function (GO): protein binding; peptidyl-prolyl cis-trans isomerase activity
Source: RefSeq, a predicted model, not a curated record